Molecule: messenger RNA, 1295 nt
Organism: Pyricularia grisea
Lineage: Eukaryota; Fungi; Ascomycota; Sordariomycetes; Magnaporthales; Pyriculariaceae
Exons: 4
Coding region: 202-942 (246 amino acids)
Biological process (GO): spindle assembly; protein localization to microtubule plus-end; regulation of microtubule polymerization or depolymerization
Cellular component (GO): cytoplasmic microtubule; microtubule organizing center; spindle midzone
Molecular function (GO): microtubule plus-end binding
Source: RefSeq, a predicted model, not a curated record
UGACGAACUAACCAACGGUUCGACUCUAAUUUCUUCCACCCCACGAUUCUUCCACCCUACUUCUGCAGAACUGAUUUGUUUGCUUGCAUUCGUGUCUUCCAACGUUGACUUCGCAUACCAGCCCUUCCAUCCUAGGAUCCCAUCCGCAUCGUGCAACGACGACUCACUCGCUUUACAUUCGGCUUACGAGCUGCCAUUAAAAUGGGCGAAUCGCGACAGGAACUUGUGCAAUGGCUGAACAGCCUAUUGCAGCUCAACAUUACCAAGGUUGAGCAGUGCGGAACUGGUGCCGCUCUUUGCCAGGUCUUUGACAGCAUUUUCCUCGAUGUUCCAAUGUCGCGCGUCAAGUUCAACGUCAAUAGCGAAUAUGCAUACAUACAGAAUUUUAAAGUCUUGCAAAACACUUUUGCCAAGCACCAAGUCGACAAACCCAUCCCCGUCGCAGGCCUGGUCAAGUGCAAGAUGCAGGAUAACCUCGAGUUCCUGCAGUGGGUCAAGCGCUUCUGGGACCAAUACUACCCGGGCGGCGAGUACGACGCCGUCGCGAGGCGAAAGGGCGCUCCCCUGGGCGCGGCGGGUGGUGGUGGCGGUGCUGCUCCCCGUGCUGCGGCAGCAGGCGGCGCAGCCAGGAGAACGGGCGGCACGACGCCGACGACGGGCGGUGCCCGCGCGGGGCUGGGCGUCUCCAAGGCCAACCCCGCGCUGGCCCAGGAGAACGCGACGCUCAAGGAGACGGUCGUCGGGCUGGAGCGCGAGCGCGACUUUUACUUUAGCAAGCUGAGGGAUAUUGAGCUACUGGUCCAGAACGCGGUCGAGGAGGACCCUGAAAUCGAGAAGCAGGAGGACGGCCUUGUCAAGCAGAUCCAGGCCAUCCUGUACAGCACGGAGGAGGGUUUUGAGAUCCCGGCCGAGGGAGAGGUUGACGACCAGGAGACCUUCUGAGGCUGUAAAAUGCAUUGGAUCGACAUUGCUGGCUGCUCACGAAUGAGGCUUAUCUGCUUCUGUCCAUCACGACGGCUUGCUAAUUUGAUGGCGACAUGGACCAUGAUGACGGUCUACAUCAUCAACGAUUUACCGUGACACCCGAGCUUGAAGUGCAAUCGGAUACACAGGCAUGGAUAGCAACGGGAUUUUGGCGUCGAAUUCGCGCUUCUAAUAACCAUUUUGACUGGGCGGGUGUAUUCAGAGAAUGUUCCAUUUUUUGAUGAACUAUUACACAUGAAAUUAUGAUAGAGUCUUUUUCCCCCAAUGACAAAAGUAUCUGGAUUGUUUACGAAAUAUAUAUUUCUUGGCGA